Molecule: messenger RNA, 2476 nt
Organism: Papilio xuthus (Asian swallowtail)
Lineage: Eukaryota; Metazoa; Arthropoda; Insecta; Lepidoptera; Papilionidae
Gene: GAA1
Product: glycosylphosphatidylinositol anchor attachment 1
Exons: 11
Coding region: 167-2362 (731 amino acids)
Biological process (GO): attachment of GPI anchor to protein
Cellular component (GO): GPI-anchor transamidase complex; membrane
Source: RefSeq, a predicted model, not a curated record
UUCGAUUUGGAACGCAUAUGUCAACUGUCAACUCAACUCUCACUUGAUCAACGUUAUAUUUUUGUUUCCCUUAAUAUUUAUUAAUUGAACAGAAAUUUUAUGCAUUAUCAAUAAUGCUGUAAAAAUACAAUAUUACUAACAUAUUCGUGACGUUAUCUUAGUUAACAUGGGUUUACUAUCAGACCCGGAGUACGGGUCGGCGAAAUGGGUUAAGAUCCUUCGAAAAAUUCAAGGGCCGCUAUGUUUUCUGUUUUAUAUUGGAGCAAUUGGAUGGUUUCUGAUGCUUGGAAACAGGGAUUUUAACAAUGAGACGUACUUCUCAGAGAAUGCUUUACUGCCGGGUUUAGUUGCCAAGGAGUUUAAUGCUGAAUCCAGUGCUAAUAGGUUCUAUAGUGAACUUUUGCAAGAAAUGGAGGGAAAGUAUGAAGAAACAGGUGAAAUGCCUGUAUCCUGGUUAGUGGGUAAGAUGUCUCAGUUGCAUUUGGAAGUCUACACUCACAAUUUCACUCUCAAUUAUCCGAUGGGACAGGGCCAGGUGUACAAAGGUACAAAUGUCUAUGGUAUACUCAGAGCUGCAAGAACACCAUCUUUGGAAGCAUUGGUAGUAUCGGCUCCAUUCCGAUAUAUAUCCACACAUCAGAAGGGAACCGCAGCGGGUAUUGCUCUGAUGUUAGCAUUCGCUCAGUUUGCCAGACCUCAAAAAUAUUGGGCCAAAGAUAUAAUUUUUCUCAUCACUGAAUAUGAACAGCUUGGAAUGCAGGCAUGGCUCGAAGCUUAUUAUGGACUUGACAAUGAACCCGGAAACUUCUACACUAGUCUAGGAAGUUUCUGGAGACCCGAUCUUCCCAUGUUGGAUCUUGCUAAGUUUACUUCACCUAUAGAUUGGGGUGAAGAUGCACAAAGUCUUAAUCCAGGCAAAUUGCAAGGCAGAUCUGGAUCUAUACAGGCGGCUAUUAAUUUGGAAUUUGAUUCACCAAAAAUUAAGUACAUAGAGGUGAAAAUCGAAGGAUUAAACGGACAACUACCUAAUCUCGAUCUUGUAAACUUAGUUCAUAAACUAUGUGUGAAGUCGGGAAUACAUCACUCUUACAAGAAUAGUUAUUCAUGGAUACGACGUAACAAGAUGGACGAAUGGUUGAAUGGUAUUUGGACCAUGCUUGGUAUGGUGAAUACACAAUUUCCUGGGGUACCAAAUGGUAAUCACGGAUUAUUUCAUCGUUUUGGAAUCGAAGCUGUGACCUUGGAAGGUAGAGACGCAAACGAUCCAGCUGGUAUACCACCGAAAGUCAACUCUUUACCUACUGCAAGUUUUUACAAGCUCGGCACAGCUUUAGAAAGUAUUCUACGGUCACUGAAUAAUUUGCUCGAAAGAUUCCAUCAGAGUUAUUUCUUUUAUCUUUUGGCUUCUACUAAUAGAUUUAUUUCUAUCGGACAAUAUAUGCCGUCCCUCUGCUUACUUUGUGCAGCGAUGUUAAUACGUGCAUUAUCAUUAUGGGUUAAUAUACAGGACGAUGAAAAAGACACACAAAAUGAUACUCUAAAAGAUAAAGCUAAAAAAGAUAAUUCUGCUGAAGAAACAGAAAAACAUAAGAUAUCCAAAGAUAAAGUGUCUGAAGAAGUAAAAGAUGAAUUAGAGAGUGAUGGGAAAUUGGAAAAAGAUGAUGAAAAAGAAGAUUUAAUAUCAAAAGAUAUUGAUGAUGUUGGUGAUGGAUUUAGUGUAGUCAAUAUGGGAGCUAAUUACCUUUUGGUUCAUUUAUUGGGAUAUAUUGUGAUGAAUUCACCUGUUAUUUUCAGUCAAAUUGGUGCAAAAUACUUCGAAUAUCCAUCAGAGUUUUCCGUAUACUGUGGUUUUAUAGCAGUAUCAGUGGUUAUAGUCAUAAUAUCACCAUUCCUACCCCGACUGUUCAGAUCAGGUCCAUUGACACGAGAAGAAAUGACAAUAAUGAAUAUAUUAGUACUAAUUGAAUUGUCUACAGCUUGCCUAGCUAUUGGUAUGCAUAAUUUCUCUCUAGGACUUGUGGUGGCAACUGUUUAUACCCCAUUGUCUCUGGUUGUGGGUGUUAUAGACAAUAAAAGAACAAGGUCAAUAAUUCUUCAAAUGAAGCGAAUUAUGUGUCUUUUACUUCAUCCGUUGUGCUUUUUGUCUCUGGCCAUGAUUAGUUACAGUCAUGUGUUGUUCCCCGAAGAGGGUUUAGGCACAAUGAUUUCCCGCGGAAAGGAUGCGGCCAUGCAAGCUGUCAUGUUCUCUAUAGUUGACUCUAUGAUUUAUGGCAAUUGGUUAUAUAAUGUUGGUACAUGUAUACUAUUCCCAACUUGGAUUAUCUUUUGGCAAAUAUUAUGUAACAAAGUUGAGAUUGAUUAGUACAAAUUAGUUUAAACUUAGUUAAGUUUAUUUAGUGUUAAUAACCAUGGGAGACAUGAAUUAUUAAAACCAGAUGAGAAUGAAUGGGUUAUGUUUUAUUGUAUUCCAAAGAAA